AGUAAUUUGACGGCGUGAAGAUCCGAGGCAAGGUGUGGGAUAUGAGCCAUUUUUUGGGCGCAUUUUCACCACAACAAGACCCUUUGUGUAUGGAUCCGUAUAAUUACUACAUUUAGAACUACUUUACGCCGCCCCGAUCACCAUGCCUCCCAGUGUGCCUCCUCCCUCUCAGAAGCACCCUGCUAUUCCAGGGACCACGACGGGGAGCGGCAGCACCCCAUCGUCCUCUAGCUCUGCUCUACCACACGUGGCUCUUAGUGCCAGUGCGUCAACCGCAGCGGGAGCAACCCCUAGCAAUGCGAAUUCCACCCCUUCUAGUCCGAAGCAAACGAAGAACCCUUUUUCCUCCACAACGGCUUCGACAGGCGCUGUCCCUCCCAGCAGCACCCACACGUCGCCGACCGCACGCGGGGGUCCUCGUGAAGCGAAGAGCAACACCGCAACUACAUCUACCAGCAGCACGGCGGCGGUAAUAAAGAACCCACCGGAUGCUGGUGCGCAGCCAAGCGGUUCUUCGGGAUCCACCACUACCAAUACCCAGUCGUCGCAAAAAUUGAACCAGGAAAUCCAGAACUCCACGACGGAACAGGAGCACGCGCGGAUCCACGCACGGCUAAACUGGCUGCAACACGGGCGGUCGAAGCUGCGGAAGCAGAACAACCAGAAAAUCAUCAUUGCCGCGAACCGGCUACCCGUAACACUGAAGAAAAACCCGGAAACGAACAAGUGGACGGGCACGAAGUCGUCCGGCGGCCUGGUCACCGGGCUGGCCGCGGUGCGCGGGAUGGACAUGACGUGGAUCGGGUGGCCGGGCUGCGAGGUGCCAGAAGAAGACCGGAAAGAGGUGCUGCAGCUGCUGAAGUCCUUCAACUGCUACCCGGUUUGGCUGUCGCAGUCGCUGAUCAACAUGUAUUACAACGGUUUCGCGAACAACGUGAUCUGGCCUCUGUUCCACUACGUGAUGCCCCCACUGCCGACAAACAGCAUCGCCAACAACACCGAUGACAACCAGUCCGAGCAGUGGCAGGCCUACGAGUACGCUAACGAGAUGUUCACGAACGCCAUUUUCGACUGCUACCACGAGCAGUACAACAUGCAACUCCAGCAGGGCCAGCUGUUUUCCUCCAGCACUAAUGAGAGUACAACCAAUAACACGAAAGACAAUGCCGCGCUCAUCUGGGUGCAGGACUACCACCUGAUGCUGGUGCCGAAACUGGUGCGGAACCGCAUUCCCGACGCGCAGAUCGGCUGGUUCCUGCACACCCCGUUUCCGGCCUCCGAGUACUACCGGGCGCUGAAGGUGCGGGAGGAGCUGUUGCACGGAGUUUUGUCCGCGAACCUGGUCGCCUUCCACGUCUACGACUACAUCCGGCACUUCCUUUCCUCCGUGGUCCAGCUCACGUCGUUAGAAACCUCCCCGACCGGUGUGGACGCGACGCCCAUCGGCGGCUGCUUCGUCCGCUGCGCCACCAUUCCGAUCGGGAUCGAGCCCAGCGUGUUUUCGAACGCGUUGUUGCAGCCGGAUGUGCUGGAGCAGAUCCAGCUGCUGCAAGAACAGUUUGGCAACCGGAAAGUGAUCCUCGGCGUGGACCGAUUGGACUACAUGAAGGGCAUCCCGCACAAACUCCGCGCUUUCGACCGGUUUCUGCAGGACCACGAGGAGUGGCAGCAGGAGUGCGUGCUCGUGCAGGUGGCGGUCCCGAGCCGGCAGGACGUGCGGGAGUACCAAAAGCUGAAGAAGCUCGUGCACGAGAUGGUGGGCGAGAUCUGCGGCCGCCACUCUUCGCUCGCGUCCGGGCCCCCGGUCGUCUAUUUGGACAAAUCCAUCGACCCGCAGGAGCUGGCCGCCCUGUACCGGAUCGCGGACGUGUGUCUGAUCACCUCGGUGCGCGACGGGAUGAACCUGGUCAGUUACGAGUUCGUCGCGUGUCAAGAGGACAAGCACGGCGUUCUGAUCCUCUCCGAAUUCGCCGGCGCUAUCCAGUCGCUCGGGGCGGGCAGCAUCCGCGUGAACCCCUGGAACUUGUCCGAGACCGCGUCCGCCAUCAACCAGGCCCUGACGAUGAACGACGAGGAGAAGGCGGCGCGGCACGAGUACAUGUGGCGGACCAUCCACAAGUACACCGCGCAGAAGUGGGCGGAGACCUUUCUCCAAACGUUGAAGGAAGCGUCGUUAGAGUCGGAGGAAUUCACGGCACGAGUCCCGCCCCUCCUCCCCUACGAGGACUUCCUCGAGGAGUUGGCGAACUCGCGGAAGCGCCUCCUGCUGAUCGACCUGCUGGACUGUUUAGUGCCCAGCAAGCUGAAAAAGGACUUGCCAAUGAAGCUGUACCAGUCGCUGCUGAUCAUCCCGUCGCAGGUGCUGGAAGUUUUGCAGUCCCUCGCGUACGACGAAGACACGGUGAUCGUCAUCGUCUCCAUGCACCAGCAGCCCGUGAUGGAGCGGCUGUUCGGGCAUUUGAGCGGAAAAGUGAUUCUCGCCGCGGAGAACGGGUGCGUGUACCGCAAUCUGGACAACACGAGCAGCUCCAGCCACGUGACGACAAAUUGGAAAUCCUCCGUCGACGAGGACAUCACACAGAACAGCAACAUGGAGGAGUGGAUGGAGGGUUGCAUGGAGGUGUUCACGUACUUCAAGGAGCGCACCCCGGGGUCCUACACGGAGAAGGCGGAGUACAGCGUGCAGUGGUACUACGACAACACGCAGGCGGAUUUUGGCGCGCAGCAGGCCCGGGAGCUGUUGAUCUACCUGUGGGCGGGGCCGCUGAUGAAUUCGGAAGCGGAGGUGGUCCCCGGGACCAAGGCGGUGAUGGUGCGGCCGCACGGGACCAGCCGCGCGGCGAACAUCGUGUCCAUCCUGAAAAAGGAGCUGGGCAUGACCAAAUUGGAGGAAAUCGACUUCUGUGCCUGCUUCGCCGAGGUGCCGUUUCGGGACGACAGCGUCUUCGAGGCGAUAGAGGAAGUAUUAUUGAUGUCUGAGCAGCAGCAGCAGCAAAACGCGAAAAACGACUCCAAACAGGACAGCGCGCUGGCCACGGUAAAUGAGGAGGACCAUCACGGGAAUUAUGGCAGCAGCGGAGGACAAAAUAACGCUGAUGACGUAUCCUGAAUGAAAAAAGCGUAGUACCAACAUGGCAGUUUUGCUACAUGCAUCCAAGCAUUUUACCAUCCAGAUUUAAGCAUGACAAGUUCAUCUCAGAUGGCGUGAGAAUUAAGUUCUCUUCAUAAAGAUCGAUGCGCAUGACGAGACAUCACAUUCUGGUCAUGCACAUUUGCGUCACAAACACAAAGAUCAUGUGGGUACGACGUUCUUUAUACACAGGAUAUGCCGGGGGUAACAAUAACCAUGCGGAGGACCACCACGACGAUCACGGACACGACGAGGUAUCCUGAGAAAAAAGUGAUACGGUUACACACGACUCUGAUGGAAGACAAGCAAGACAGACAACCUCUGUCAUGCAGGAAAUGCUUGUCAGGGUCAGCCCCAUUUCAUUCGUGUUUUCCGUUAUAGUCUGCGCAUCACAGGUUUUCUUUGCCAUGUCGAGCAACUUUGUGAUGCAGAAACUCCAACAAAUGUGUGACUGAAACACUUUUUUCCUGUGAUACGAGGAAGGAAUGCAUCAGUACCAGCACCAGGUACAGGAUAUGGCUUGCUCAGAUGUUACAAUCUCAAACGUUACAAUAGAAUCUGGAAUUUGUGUUGCAUGAACAGCAUGAGUACCAUACAGAGACUUGGGCUUUUCGCAAUACAAAUUUCGUCAGAUUCUCAUGGGGUUUGGAGCUCCGAAACUUGUCAUGCGCGCUCCUUUGGGAGUAGGUCAGAUGUUGCGCAUUUUGCAACACAGAUUCCAGAUUCUAUUGUAACGUUUGAGAUUCUAACACCUGAGCGGGUUAUACAGGACAACCCGCUUUUAACCCAGGCGGUAAAAUCGCAUCUGGAGGAUAUGAUGACCUGCGAAGACUCGCCGCACUUGGAGGACGAGCAGAAGAUCAACAAGUUGCAAGAGGUGGUGGUUAUGGUGAACAACGAAAUGUGCUUCGACGUGAGCCAGCAGGAAGUCGAGGAGGCGCCGCCGCCGCCCUACGAAGACGAAUCCACUGCGAACGCGGGCGGGGACAACAAAAACGGUACCGCGACAACAGGAGCGAGUGAGCAAGUGUCGGUAGUACCCUCUACGGUACCACAGGCAAAUGUGGUUUUGGUUCCAAAGGACGACAAUAACACGAUUGCCUGCAUCAUCCCACCAAAGUACGAUUUCGAGUACGUCGCGCGGUAUGAUCUGCUUCCCAGCAGCAACAGCAACACCGGUGAGCAAACCGCUGAUGGUGUUUCAAGUAGUAAAAGCGGAAGAAAUUAUGCCGCGGACGGGGCGGGCAGAAGUGUCGGAGAUGGUGCAAGAACAGACACGGUAGUUUGUGAUCAAGAUGGCACGACACGAAGAGACUUUGUGGAAAAUAAGCAAAGAAGCCCCAAGCAAAAUAACCCGCAAAAUGACGACAAUGCCGACGUUUCCUCCGUCGCGACGCCAGAUUACCCGCACGACGACCAGGAGCUCUGGCCGCAUCCAGACGCGUUCGAAGCGCCGCCGUCCUACGAGGAAGUGGUGGGACCACUCGGGUCAAAGUUGACGAAGAGGCAGUUACUUCGCUAUCCGGACGCAAAGGAGCAGAUGCCGCUACUUCGGCACCUCCCUCACUCGGGGAGUACUGGUGUUGUGGCCGACUACCUGCACACCAGCCCCCGACUCCCCGCACAACAGAUAAUGGGGAACGAGAACAAUCUGAUGGCUGUUGACGGCGCAGGAACAAACUCAGGACUUCUACAGGGGGAGAAUUUGAUGUAUGCGGCGCAGCACAUACAGAUCGCCAGUCCGGACAAGGAGUUCGAUGGCGCUUCACAUGCAACUGCUGCAGAUCCUCCUCCAAGUACUAUGUCCACGAACAACGAAAAGGACCACCCGCACAGCAAUACCGAUAACAACAACAGCCAGCAAGUCUCCUACUUCAGUGUGUCACUUGGCAAGCAGCCCAGUCGUGCGCGCUACAGCCUGCCGAACCCCUACCACGUGCAAAACCUGCUGCAAAGCAUUGUGGAGCGGCUGAAAAUUCAAAAACUAGAAUCUUCGGCGGGAAACAACCUCGAGGACAGCGGCGUCGCGCAGCGGUUCUUCGAAAAGCAGCAGGCGGGAGAGAAGCAACGGUCACGCGCAGUUUUGGUUGGCCCCGAGGGAGAACCGGGAGCAAAUCUGUUUCGGUGAAGGCCUUCUUGAAGUUGAACGCAAUGGACUCAAACACAGACAGAGACACUCAAAUAUCAGUACUGGACAAGACCACCGGGAAUACAGAAAUGUGUGAAUAGGCAAAAAUCAGAAACAAAAUGUUCUUAUUUUGAGUGGUCACGAACAAAUCAAUCUGGAAAUGCCCCACAUGGCAAUGAGAACAAAACUCAAAGAAAUGAGAUUAAUCGUGCUG
Messenger RNA from Amoebophrya sp. A120, 5472 nucleotides. The record is from the annotation of a GenBank genome assembly. Lineage: Eukaryota; Dinophyceae; Syndiniales; Amoebophryaceae.